Haliotis rubra (blacklip abalone) is the source of this 1101-nucleotide messenger RNA. RefSeq lists its product as uncharacterized. The transcript has 3 exons. The coding region runs from base 35 to 574 and encodes 179 amino acids. The record is from RefSeq and is a predicted model, not a curated record. NCBI's taxonomy places the organism in Eukaryota, Metazoa, Mollusca, Gastropoda, Lepetellida, Haliotidae.
GAGCUUGAGAAGAGCUGUUUGCAUAAUAAUUGCAAUGAUAGGACUCUUUAUCACAAUGGAACCUCGUAUCUGGGGCCUGAAAGGAAGUAGCGGAACCGGAAGUAGCAAAGGAAGUGACACAGUGGUCUCCCCUGUUGGACGAAUUCUUUGGCCCCUUUCAUUUUGCUUUGGAUUCGUCCCAGACGCAGUUAACAGAGUCAUCACAGAGCAAGAACUGAAACGCCCACAAGCCCAAACCGUGAAUUUUCUGGUGUAUGCUCAGCUAUCGGCCUUAGUGUUUGUCGUACUUCUGUUCUGGGCAGACCUCAUUCCUGGAUUUGGAAUGGCCGACUCUUUCCAGGAACUGUUGCGUCGCGUUGCUGUGGGCAUGCGCUGUAGUGUCUCCACGGACGCAUCCUGCCAACACCUGUCAUUAAAAGCAUUUCUAAUGAUAUCGGCUCACUGCGUUGGAUACCUGUUUCAUUUUCUGCUGAUCAAGCACGCCGAGGGAGCAAUCCUUGCAUCUUUAGUUCAAGCCAUGAGAACCCCAUCGCGUCUAUAUUCUGGACGCUGUAUCAUUACAACGAGGAUUUAGAUUUGUUGUACUGGUCCCCGGAGUUCAACAUAACCACGUGUUUUUUGAUAGGAGGACUAAUUAUUGUGAUGCCAGCUAUGCUUGUUUAUAACUACUUCAGCAAUGAGGAAAUGAAAAGUGUGUAUAUGAGGGAACGACAGCUGCUUGUACCUGGCAAUGAAAACAUCAAUUCAUAGUGUGGAAUCCAUCUUUCAUAACAUGCGGUGUUUGGUCAGAGGUUUGUCAUCCACCAAUAUACUGAACACGAUACCCUCCCCUAACGCUUUUCAUAUUUUAGGGGCGGUUGGGUAGCCUUGUGGUUAAAGCGUUCGCUCGUCAAGACCGGGUUCGAUUGCCCACAUAGGUACAAUGUGUGAAGCCCAUUUCUGGUGUCCUUGGUGAUAUUGCUAUGAUAUAGUUAGAAGCAGCGUAAAACUAAACUCACUCAAUACUCCUUAUUUUUGAGUGACCCCAAUGCCGUUGUAUAUUUUUUGAAUGAUUUUCCAUGACAGCUUGGUAUCCCAUUGAGAAAUAAAGUAUGUGGAGUU